Messenger RNA from Rhodofomes roseus, 2200 nucleotides. Its product is annotated as snf 1. Gene Ontology annotation, biological process: intracellular signal transduction; protein phosphorylation. Lineage: Eukaryota; Fungi; Basidiomycota; Agaricomycetes; Polyporales; Fomitopsidaceae. Gene Ontology annotation, molecular function: ATP binding; protein serine/threonine kinase activity. The transcript has 7 exons. The record is from RefSeq and is a predicted model, not a curated record. Gene Ontology annotation, cellular component: cytoplasm. Bases 82 to 2001 code for a protein of 639 amino acids.
GCUCAUUAAGCUUACCCCGCAGUCGUGUCUCCUCACUUAGUCGGCCACUGUCGCGCCCGCCAACACUGCUGCUGUCUCGCCAUGGCAGAACCGUUUUCACACGCGUACCCGGCCUCGAAGCUGGGUGAGUACACGGUCGUCGAGGAGAUUGCGGAGGGGACGUUUGGGAAGGUCAAAAUGGCUGUGCAUACCAUCACCGGGCACAAGGUUGCUAUGAAGUAUAUCUCUAAGCAGGUCAUUGCGGCGACCAAGACCAAGAAUCGCGUCCAGCGCGAGGUCGAGUACAUGAGGAUGCUUCGGCAUCCACACAUUAUCAAGCUAUACGAGGUCAUCUCAACGGCCACCGACAUCAUCAUCGUUCUCGAGUACGCCGGCGGCGAGCUCUUCAACUACAUCGUCGAGCACGGGCGGAUGCCCGAAUCCAAAGCGCGGCGCUUCUUCCAGCAGAUCAUCUCCGGCAUCGAGUACUCGCACCGGCUAAAGAUUGUUCACCGCGACCUCAAGCCCGAGAACGUGCUGCUGGACGCGGACCAGAACGUCAAGAUCGCCGACUUCGGGCUGUCGAACGAGAUCAAGGACGGCGACUUCCUCAAGACGAGCUGCGGGAGCCCGAACUACGCUGCGCCCGAGGUCAUCCGCGGAGGCUUGUAUACGGGGCCUGAGAUCGACGUGUGGAGCUGCGGUGUGAUUCUGUAUGUCAUGCUUUGCGGACGGCUACCAUUCGAGGACGAGGACGUGCAGUCGUUGUUCACCAAAAUCAGCCAGGGUGUCUACACCAUGCCCCACUACUUAUCCCCCGACGCACAGGAUCUCAUCUCGCGGAUGCUCGCAGUCGAUCCUGUCAAGCGGAUCACCGUCCCCGAGAUCCUCCAACAUCCUUUCUUCACAACCGACCUCCCACGCUACCUCCAGCCCCUCCCUCCGAAGCCGACUGUCCUGCCGACACUGGCGUCCCUCGUCACUCCGCCGUCAAAGGCAUAUGACUUUGAAAUCAUCGAUGGUCUCGGGAGGAUUGAAGAGGAUGUUGUAGAUGAACUCACGACAAGGAUGGAGGGUGUAGAUAAGGAGGAUGUGUGGGAGUCGCUGAGGAGGGACGACGGCCCGCAAGGCAAUGCGGUGAAGGUCGCAUACAUGCUGCUGAGGGAUAAAAGAAGACUCGGAAGAGAUCUAGCUGAGUUCGAGGAGCAGGAGAGGGACGCACAAUUGGUUGCCAUGGACCCACGAAACUUGCUGUCACCAAACGCGCUCUCGCCCGGCCCGGCCGAUCUCGAAGAAAACCCAUUUGAGAACGAAUUCGGUGGCUACGACGAAGACGAUUUAGAUGACGGACUCGACUUCUCUACACCGCAAGAAGCAGAGGUUAACAACUUUGCCGUGCUCAACUCUUCGCUGCCCGAUCAGCUUCCCGAACAACACCACCUCGCAUCCUACGCUUCCGCCAAGCGGCAGCCCAUCAAGGAGAAGAAGCAGCAUCGGACGAAGUGGCACUUCGGCAUCCGAAGCAGGAGCCCGCCAAUGGAGGUGAUGCUCGAGAUCUACCGGACGCUGAAGACCCUCGGGAUGGAGUGGAAGUCAAAGAAGGACCUCGGCGGGCUCGGCGGGGUGCGGCGGGGCGCGCAGAAAGCGCACAUCGAGCGAAAUAGAGAGCUGGACUCGCCGCACUACGUCGAUCUGCGUGCGGCGUCGUCGAUAUACUUCAUCGAGACUCGGGCGAGAGUCCAGGACGUUGUGGUCUUGAUGAAUCUCCAGCUGUAUAUGGUCGACUCAAUCAAUUACCUUGUCGACUUCCACCACAAGAAGAUGUACACGGCGUCGAACGAGCCCGGCGCGGGCAAGUUCGACAUGGCGCAUCCGGACCUGACCCUGAGCGACACGGCGUCGCUCGAGUCCAGUCGCUCCCUGAAGGAGAUCAACAUCAAGGAGGACGAAGUCGUCUCGCCGUUCGUGUUUAUGGACGUCGCGUGUCGGCUGAUUCUAGAGCUCGCGGGCGGGGGCGAGUAGGUUCUCUUGGGUACUGGAAGAUGGAUCAUAGUGCGCGUGUUUGCUUUCGAUGUCGUUUGUGCUAUGCAUGUGCUGCUCAUUCUUGGUUACCCCACAUUGUAGCUCUCUGGUUUGGUGGUUGGGAUGUAUGAGUACGGCAGAGAAGUCAUCACUAGCAAUGUACAAUGUCACUAAUGCGACAGCGUUGACCCCACGUGAA